GCCAUAUUACCUGUGUGCCUUGAGGAUCCAGGCCUGUCACAAUCAUACUGUGGGAAGUUGGGAGGGGGGAUUGCAUGAGUGAAGUAGAGAUAGCCAUAACAAACUUCUCUAAGAGACGUUCAAGGCCAUAGUGUCCGGCAGCUGUGCAAAGAAGAAAUUGGGGGAUGUCUUCUGUUCUGGAAAGAACUGAUUGGAGCUGUGGGAGCUGUGGGCAAGGUCUUGAACUCUCUUGUGGGUGAGGAAAACCUGGAAGCUUUCAGGUUUUCUCAGAUGUUGCCAAUAUGCCAUCUCUAUAAAAGUUAGCCUUCAGGAACUUCAAGCCUCGAAGUUUGAUUUUGUUGGGGGUGUUACUUGGAACCCUGACAUUAACACGAAAUCUCCAUUAAAAUUAGAGCAGCUUCCCUAACCUUGGGGAGCUGUUCAGGGUCCUGAGCCCCAAGCGCCGGCCCAAACCAGGGCAACGCGAAGACACAAGGAAGAUGGAGGAGGAAAAGAAGCCUAUGGAGGGAGCAGCAGGCACAGGCUCAGCAACGGUUCCUGAGACCCUCUACUCUCCUUCCCCUGGGAUGGUGGAAGCGAAAAGGGCUGCAGAGGCUGCCCGCCAACUGGGUGCCCGGCCUAAGGAGCAGCUGCUGAAGCGAAGCUUGAAGCAGGACCUGGUAGCGCAAGGCGAAGCCAGCAGUGCAACCCCGCUUCGAGGAGCGAUGUGGGAACCACAGUGGGAGUUAUUGCAGCCGCCGCGCCACCGACACUCCAAAGAAUGGGGACUCCUGCCGCAGUCACGCACCCAAUCCCUAGCUGGUCUUCCGGAGCAGUUGAGCCGACUGAGAGUAAGUGGGAUGCCCCAGCAUGCCUCCACCAAGCAGCCAGAGUGGACCUUGGCACAACCAACGUCCACCUUUCCGAGCCAGGGGCCGGCAGCCCAAUGGGCCGAAACGGCAAUGACUUUUCACUCGGUCCCAAGCUGCUCAACUCCUGGCCUGUCCCUUCAAGUAAGCCCAGCCGUGGAUUCCCACCACUUGGGACUGCAACCCCUCCCAGCCAGCCAGGCCGGCCAUGGAGUUCCCAUCCAGCCGCAAGGGGCUUGGAACCUGCAGCUGCCGCCCGAGAUGGGGUUCUCACCUGCAAGCCAAAUCCCUCCCGGGUGGGCUUACUACCCAGGCCACGGGUGGAUACAGUGCCAAUGGAUGCCUGCCUCGAUGCCACCGCAGAUGCAGUUUCUGCAGCAAGAAGUCCAUCCACAACCCCAAGCCGCGAUCCCGCAGCAGGUGCUGGUGAACCCGCAGCAAGUCCAGGAUCAGCAGCCAGCGCUUGCCACAGCGCCUCCCACCUUCUGCGCGACCUUCGAUGGGACCCCAGGGAAACUGGCAUACUUCCUGAAUCAAGUCUGGGCCUACAGUGAUCAGUUUGGGAACCAAUACCCCUCUGAUUGUGAAUUGAUUUCAGCCAUUGCUGAAGGCAUGAACGAGGGAGAAGCAGCCGAGUGGAUAGCUGAGCUUCAUAAUGAAAGGGCCCCGGAGCUAGAGGACAUGGAUGACUUCAUCCAGCUGAUGAGGGUGAGGUUCAGCAACGUCACCCAACAAGUGGAAGCAGAGCACCAGAUCACCACACUGAGGCAAGCUGGGAGGCCCGCAAAAGAAUUUGUGUGGGAAUUCCAGAGGCUGGCCGGGAAGCUACGGGACUGGCCGGAGCAACUGAUGGUCCACACCUUCAAGGAAGCCCUGGACCCAGACCUGAGGCAGGCCUGUAGCAUAAGGGGAACACCGACCCAAAUACAAGCAUGGUAUGAGAAUGCGGUUGCCCUGGAUCUGGACUUCCAGCCUCCGAGGAAGCCGACAGCUGAAAAAAUGGCUAAACAGCCCCUCGGGCGACGAGUGGAGCCAAAGAAGACCGCAGAACCACCACCCGCAAGGCCCGGGACCAUCAAGUGCUACCGAUGUGGUCAGCAGGGCCAUCGAGCAUUGGAGUGCUUAGCUCCAGCACCCCUGCCCUGGGCGAAGUCCCCUGCUCGGGCAGGACCUAAGAAAACCCUGUGGAAACCGCUGGACAAGGGACAGAGCGCCAAGCAAGCAGCGGAGAGCUCUACCCAGCCCGCGGGGUUGGAAGGGAGCCUGACUGGGGAUUCCUCCUCCCUCUCCUCAGAGGAAGACAGUGGCGAGGACGACCCAAGGGACACGUGUUUCUUCUGAGGUGGGGGGGCGCCUGUCAUGCCUGGAAGCCAUAUUACCAGUGUGCCUUGAGGAUCCAGGCCUGCCACAAUCAUACUGUGGGAAGUUGGGAGUGGGGAUUGCAUGAGUGAAGUAGAGAUAGCCAUAACAAACUUCUCUAAGAGAUGUUCAAGGCCAUGGUGUCCGGCAGCUGUGCAAAGAAGAAAUUGGAGGAUGUCUUCUGUUCGGGAAAGAACUGAUUGGAGCUGUGUGGACAUGUGGGAGAUGUGGGCAACAUCUUGAACUCUCUUGUGGGUGAGGAAAACCCGGAAGCUUUCAGAUUCGAGUUUUCCCAAAUGUGCCAAUAUGACAUCUCUAAUAAAAAUUAGCUUUGAGGAA
Pantherophis guttatus is the source of this 2546-nucleotide messenger RNA. RefSeq lists its product as uncharacterized. NCBI's taxonomy places the organism in Eukaryota, Metazoa, Chordata, Lepidosauria, Squamata, Colubridae. Gene Ontology annotation, molecular function: zinc ion binding; nucleic acid binding. The record is from RefSeq and is a predicted model, not a curated record.